Messenger RNA from Salpingoeca rosetta, 1364 nucleotides. RefSeq lists its product as uncharacterized. Gene Ontology annotation, biological process: protein folding. The record is from RefSeq and is a predicted model, not a curated record. Lineage: Eukaryota; Choanoflagellata; Craspedida; Salpingoecidae. Gene Ontology annotation, molecular function: protein disulfide isomerase activity. The transcript has 12 exons. Gene Ontology annotation, cellular component: endoplasmic reticulum. The coding region runs from base 107 to 1156 and encodes 349 amino acids.
CACGAAUGUUGUGGAAGACACACGCAAUUUUCGUUAACCAACCCAAUACACAGCCAGCCAAGCUUCUCUCUCUCCUCUCUCUCUUGUGUGUUGUGUCUCCCUCAAGAUGAAGUCAGUGGUAGCAGUGCUUGGUGUGCUGCUGUUUGCAGCCGUUACCUCCGCCCACGUGCUGGAGCUUGAGCCAGACUCCUUUGACGACAUUGUCAACGGCGACCGCUUUGUGUUUGUCAAGUUUUACGCGCCAUGGUGCGGCCACUGCAAGUCCAUGGCUCCCGCCUACGAGGAAGUUGGUGAUGCCUUCUCCCACAUUUCCGACGUCGUCAUCGCCAAGGUUGACGCUGACAAGCACCGCGAGCUUGGCUCCCGCUUUGGCGUGAGCGGCUUCCCCACCCUCAAGUACUUCCCUAAGGGCGCCACCGAACCUGAGGCGUACUCUGGCGGUCGCGGCGCUGAGGAUCUGGUACAGUUCAUCAACGAGAAGAGCGGAUUCCGCGGUCGCAUCAAGAAGCAGCCCUCCGACGUCGUCGUCCUCGACGAGUCAAACUUCGACCAGAUUGUGAUGGACGAGAACAAGGACGUUCUUGUUGAGUUUUACGCGCCGUGGUGCGGCCACUGCAAGUCGCUCGCUCCGACAUACGAGAAGGUCGGCAACGACUUCAAGAACGAGGACGACAUUGUCAUUGCCAAGAUGGACGCCGACAAGUACCGUGGCAUCCCCUCCCGGUACGACGUGACGGGCUUUCCUACGCUCAAGUGGUUCCCAAAGUCGAACAAGGACGGCGAGGACUACUCCUCUGGCCGGUCUGAGAAGGACUUUGUUGAGUUUAUCAACGAGAAGACAGGCGCCAAGCGGCUCCCUGGCGGCGCCCUCGCUGACGACGCUGGUCUCAUUUCCGUCCUGGACGAGCUCGCAAAGGCCUUCGCUGACGAGGGCGAGCGGGAGAGCGUGCUUGCCAAAGCUGAGGCCGAGGCUGCCAAGCACGACUCCAAGUAUGCGUCGUACUACGUGAAGGUGAUGAAGAAGAUUGCAGACAAGGGCAACGACUUCCCCGCCACGGAGAUUGACCGCCUCGAGCGCAUCCUCGCUGCCGGCAACGUCAAGGCCGACAAGCUCGACUCGUUCUACAUUCGCCGCAACAUCCUCAAGCAGUUCUAAAUGCGCCCCGUGCCUGCAAGCAAAUGCCAGCAAACAACAAGCACAAAAUUGCACCACGCACGCACGCACGCAUCGCUUGCAUGUGAGCGCUGCUGAUGCAAGUGCUCUGUGCACCCGCAUUUGCUGCACGAACGCGUGUCAUGCUCUGUCUUGCUCUUCCCUCCUUUCCUUCCAUCCACUCUCCCUCCCCAAGUACACACACGAACAC